Lecanosticta acicola is the source of this 3870-nucleotide messenger RNA. The record is from the annotation of a GenBank genome assembly. Lineage: Eukaryota; Fungi; Ascomycota; Dothideomycetes; Mycosphaerellales; Mycosphaerellaceae.
AUGGCGGGGGGCCUAUCUGAUGCCCUCAAAGACCUGCAUCUGGCCUCGGAUAGACUGGAUGGCGACAUCGAUGACCUCUUGGAUCAGGCCAAACCUCGCAAACGCCUCCGAAAAUCCGCGGAUGAAGUGAAGGCCAGACUCGAAGCCGACUUUUUGACGCCUUCGACUUCCUUCAGCCCAGCUUGGCUUGAUAGACUUCAGCAGAGAUGGUAUUGUCCAUCAGAUUACAAUGAGCUCUUCGCUCUCGGUCAGACUCAGACUCGAACUAUCAUUCGCUUCACGAGGGAAGGACUGGAAGGUCGUGUCACAGGCUAUAAGGAAGUGACGGUUCCUGCAAACAAUGCUACGGCCAAGAAUUCCACCUCGCUGCUCAGGAAGCCGGCCAAUCGUGCCGACUUUGUGCGAGGAGCUGCGGGAUUCUAUCCGUUUGCUCCAGGCGGCUUGGAUGCAGUGGAGGCCACUGCUGCUUACGAAGAUGAAUUCCUGCAGCAACAGCAACCCAGUCUUGUGAAGACCGAUAAGCUAAGCAGAAUCAUCGAUUUUGCCUCGGAAGGAGGUCUUCUUGAGGUGCCGCCUGGUUUCAAGCGAGGACUUCGUGCUACGGAAAAGCCGAAACAGGACGAUCAAACUGCCAAGGAAGUCGAGGAGGCGUUGGAUGAACAGUCCGAUGUGCCCGACGAACUAUCAAAUGGAGUCCCGUUGCCCAAGGAGGAUGGCGACGUUUCUUCUGAAGAGCAGGAAGGCGACGAGGAAGAAGACAUCGAUGACCUCCUCCCUGUCGAAUUUCCCGCACUGGCAGCCCGCGGCCCUCUUGCCAUUGCACGGAACAAGCAAGGCGGUCGUGAAUGGGCUCAUAUGGUGGACGUCAAUCGCGACAUCACCAACUUUAGAGAACUUGUGCCAGAGAUGGCACGGGAGUGGCCCUUCGAGCUGGACACCUUCCAAAAAGAGGCAGUGUAUCAUCUAGAGAAUGGCGACUCCGUCUUUGUUGCGGCUCACACAUCAGCCGGAAAGACGGUUGUCGCAGAAUAUGCCAUUGCGCUAGCGGCGAAGCACAUGACCAAGGCUAUCUACACGUCGCCAAUCAAGGCUCUGAGCAAUCAGAAGUUCAGAGACUUCCGAACUACUUUUGACGACGUGGGCAUCCUGACAGGAGACGUACAAAUACGGCCUGAAGCAAGCUGCCUGAUUAUGACAACCGAAAUCCUGCGAAGUAUGCUCUACCGUGGAGCUGACUUGAUUCGUGACGUCGAAUUCGUGAUCUUUGACGAAGUUCACUAUGUGAAUGAUCUGGAGCGUGGAGUUGUUUGGGAAGAAGUCAUCAUCAUGCUGCCGGAGCAUGUCACCCUCAUCUUGCUUUCUGCAACGGUGCCGAACACUCACGAGUUUGCUUCGUGGGUAGGACGUACCAAGCAGAAGGAUAUCUAUGUCAUCUCCACUCCAAAGCGUCCAGUCCCGCUGGAACACUACCUUUGGGCGGACAAAGCACAGGACAAGAAGAUGUUCAAGAUCGUUGAUGCGAACAAGAACUUCAUCGAGAAAGGAUGGAAGGACGCGAACGAUGCUAUGUCAGGCCGCGACAAAAUAAUCGCAGCUGAACAAAAGGCGAAGGAGAAAGAAGAGGCUGCUGUGGCUGCUGGUCGCGGUGGGAGAGGUGGUCGUGGACAGAACGCGCGCGGUGGGCAACAACGCGGAGGUGGCAAUCAGCGAGGAGGUCCUCAGCAGAGAGGAAGAGGGCAGCCUGCCACUCGGGGACAGGGGAACAUUGCGAGGACAGGGCGUGGUGGUGGCAGGACCACAGCGGCACAAGACCGCAACAUUUGGGUGCACCUGGUACAGCAUUUACGCAAAGAAGAGCUGCUGCCAUGCUGUAUCUUCGUCUUCUCGAAGAAACGGUGCGAGGAGAACGCCGACUCGCUUUCCAACCAAGACUUCUGUACUGCGGCAGAGAAGAGCGCGAUCCAUAUGAUUUUGGAGAAGUCACUGGCUCGUCUCAAGCCAGAUGAUCGACAGCUGCCGCAGAUACGUCGGAUCCGUGAUCUUCUCAGCAAGGGUAUUGCAGUACACCAUGGUGGUCUUUUGCCGAUUGUGAAAGAGUGUGUCGAGAUUCUCUUCGCCAGGACACUUGUGAAAGUGCUUUUCGCCACCGAGACGUUCGCCAUGGGUCUCAAUCUUCCGACUCGUACCGUUGUGUUCUCCGGAUUCAGAAAGUACGAUAAUAAGGAAUUCCGUGAUCUCCUGCCGGGCGAAUACACACAAAUGGCAGGCAGAGCUGGCCGCCGAGGAUUGGAUUCUGUUGGGUCAGUGAUCAUCGUCACUCCGGGGGCUGACGAGGCGCCACCUGCCGGGCGCCUACGGCAGAUGAUGCUGGGGGACCCAACGAAACUACGAUCUCAGUUCCGUCUAACAUACAACAUGAUUCUCAACUUGCUACGAGUGGAGGCCCUCAAGAUCGAAGAGAUGAUCAAGCGUUCUUUCUCCGAAAACGCGACACAGGCACUUCUGCCAGAACAUGAGAAGCAGAUCAGGGUGUCUGAGGCAGACCUCGAGAAAAUCGUCCGAGACCCGUGCAAAACAUGCGACAUAGACAUCGAAGACUGCCACAAUGCCAGUGUACAAUACCAACAGCUAACGGAGGCUCUGCACCUUGCGAUAUUAGGCACGGCAACGGGUCGUCGUAUGUUCCACCCUCGGCGGCUCAUCGUGUUCAGGGGAAAGAACAAUGCGCGAACUGCCGGCGUCCUGCUUCGCGAUGGCGUCAGUAAAGGUUCACCACCUACCUUACAGGUCCUGGAGGUAUUGUAUCGAAACCAGAGGACACGCCGGGACACAGAUUUCCUUCCGUAUCUCCCGCGCUUCCGAAGACGGUUCAUUCCACUGCCUCAGAAAGAGGGCGACAUGCAGUUGAGGACUGUCACGAUACCUCUCACUGACGUCGAGGCAUUGACACCAACACACCUUGAGAUGGAUGUAGCCGGUGUACAGCAGAGAGAUAAGGAGGCCUUGGCUGAUGCCAAAGCGAAACUCCUCGAGACCUGCUCAUCUUGGACGUCGUCCAGCUGGAACGAGCUUGACUAUUACAAGUAUCUCAAAGAGAUGAAUCUCCGAACAAUCAUGGACGAGAGGAGCAAGGCGGCUACAAUUGCGCAGGAGCGAGAGUGCAUCCAUUGCACCGACUUGCCAAAGCACUUCGCCAUGCAGCAUGAUCAAUGGAUCAUCAAGGACAGGAUCCAGUCCAUUCGGCAACUCAUGUCUGACCAGAACCUGCAAUUGUUGCCAGACUACCAGCAGCGCAUUAGCGUGCUCAAGGAUCUUGGCUUUAUCGAUGAUCAGUCACGAGUUGAACUGAAGGGCAAGGUUGCAUGCGAGAUUCACUCUGCGGAUGAGCUGGUCCUGACUGAGCUGGUGCUGGAGAAUGUUCUCGCCGACUACGAGCCAGAAGAGAUUGUGGCACUCUUGUCAGCAUUUGUCUUCCAAGAGAAGACGGAAUCAACCCCGAACAUGACACCAGCACUCGAGCGAGGCCUGGACACAAUUGUGAAGAUCUCGGAGAAGGUCAACCACUAUCAGACGUUACAUCAGGUCAUCUUGUCUUCGGAUGAUUCGAACGACUUCGUCAGUCGGCCUCGCUUUGGGCUGGUCGAGGUAGUGUAUGAAUGGGCUCGCGGCAUGCCUUUCAGCCGGAUCACGGACCUGACUGACGUGCUUGAGGGCACGAUUGUGAGGGUCAUCACGCGGCUGGACGAGACGUGCAGGGAGGUGAAGAAUGCCGCCAGGAUUAUCGGAGAUCCAACACUCUUCACCAAGAUGCAGACGUGCCAGGAGCUGAUCAAGAGGGAUAUCUGCGCGACUGCUUCGCUGUACAUGUAG